CUGUCAAGAUCAGGGAGUAUAUUCCAUACGUGUACUUGUGUAUGCAACAUGUUACACGUAAAAAUUGUUUAAAUAUUUCAAAGAAUGUACAAAUGUACUGUUUAAAUAAAAAAUGGAUAUCGAAACUGAAAAUGUUAUAAAUCUUAUAUUUCCAAACGGCAUACCAGAAUCAUGGAAAGAAAGUCCAGACUUUUACCAAUACUUAUCAAAACUUGGUGGUUAUGAUGUGGAUCAACUCAAUAAGGAACCUGAUCAUUUAGAUGAUGAAAAAAAUUCAGUAUUACAAACCACACAAGAGCUAGUAUUUGCAAAUUAUAAAACUUUUAUCCAAACAGCAGAAAGUUCCAGAGAAAUAUUUAAACAAUUUAAUGAGACUGAAAAUCGGCUUGAUGGACUUGUACAAAAGAUACCCAUGUUUGUGGAAAAAUGCCAAUCAUUUUGUGAUACCUCAAAAGACAUAAAUACACAUAGAAGGAUAAAUAGUUUAACAUUAACAAGAAAUGCAGAAUUACUUGAAGUACUUGAAAUGCCUCAACUAAUGGAAUCUUGUUUGAGGAGUAAUCAAUAUAAUGAAGCAUUAGAAUUAUCUCAGUAUGCACGUCAAUUAGGAACUAAACAUGGAGAUAUUCCAAUUAUAUCGUCCAUAGUGGCAGAAAUUGAGAGCAGUUGGUCAGGCAUGGUAGGACAAGUUGUUGGUUCAUUAAGAGGAGAUUUACCACUUGCCAGAUGCUUACAACUUAUUGGAUUAUUACGAUCAAUGGAUGCUUUCACAGAACCAGAAUUACGUAUAAAAUUUCUACAAGCUCGUGAUAGUUGGCUUCAAAGUCUUUUGAAUGCUAUACCUAAAGAUGACCCUAAUCUUCAUGUCACAAAAACAAUAGAAUUAUCAAGGAUACAUUUGUUUAAUAUAAUAACACAAUAUAGGGCUAUGUUUAAUGAUGAUGAACUUAUAAUACCAGGAAGAGAUCCAACUGUAAAUGAGUGUGCUAUAUUUUAUCAUUGGAUUGAAGAAAAGAUAUUUCAGUUUCUAACGACUUUAGAGCAAGAUUUACCGGGUGUAACAUCUAUAGAUUCAAUAUUGGGUCAAUGUACAUAUUUUGGUUUAUCAUUUGGUAGAGUAGGUGCUGAUUUUACUGGUCGAAUGUCUGAUAUAUUUGUACGCGCUAUUGGAGAAAAAUUUGAAUCCAGCAUUCGUAAAGCAACAAAAAAAUUUGAAAAAGAUAUGGAGUCAUUUACAUUAAUAAAUAAGACACAAAAAACUAAUAUUAAAAUUACUUCAACAAUUGAGUCAGAAAAUCCACCAGAACAAUUGGUAGAAUUCUAUCCUUUAGCUGAAUAUUGCAAUGGUCUUAUAUCAGCUUUCAAUGAAAUACGUCUUUGCUCGCCAGUAGCACUUUCUGUCUUUUGUACAAAUACUUUGCAGGAAUCUUUAUACAAUGUGGCAAAAUCAAUAUUGCUUUUCUAUAAGAAAGAACAACAAGCUUUUGCAGCUUCAGAAAGAGAAAAUAUGCUCAGAUUUAUCGAAUGUUUAUGUGAACAAUUAAUUCCUUAUAUACAGUACUGUAUUCAUGUUAUUUUUCGUCCAAAUCAAAUUGCAAUUCACUUAGGCAUUUCAGAAAAUUUGUUACAAACGCAGGGUAUAACAUAUUUAAGUAGAAACAGUAUGUUAGAACCAUUGACUGCUUUAUUGCCAGUUCCAAAAAAUUUACCAGUCUCUAGUGUACAAACAGUUGCGUUACAAAGAACUUCCUCUGAAAUAUCUUCAUUACCCGAUAAUACGGAAGCAGAUGCAACUACAGAAAAAUUGCAGAAAAUACAAGUAUCAGAGACACAAUUACUUACAGAGCAAAAAACUGUAUCUACUGAUUCACAAGAAAGAAAAACAUCUCUAACUGAAAAUGCUGAAACCUUUGCAAAUAAUUCCAUUAAAUAUUACAUUUAUGAUAAUGGCAUGUACAAAGAUCAUAAUAAUUACUACAUGUGUAUAAUUGUAAAAGCUCUUGUUUGA
Molecule: messenger RNA, 2008 nt
Organism: Habropoda laboriosa
Lineage: Eukaryota; Metazoa; Arthropoda; Insecta; Hymenoptera; Apidae
Gene: Cog8
Product: conserved oligomeric Golgi complex subunit 8
Exons: 11
Coding region: 113-2008 (631 amino acids)
Biological process (GO): intra-Golgi vesicle-mediated transport
Cellular component (GO): COG complex
Source: RefSeq, a predicted model, not a curated record